GCUACGUCUGCGCCGCCGCGCCGCCCCGUGACGUCAUGACGCCCGCACCGCCGCCUCCUCUGUCGCGCGUGUUUCUCUCUAUAAUCCGGGCUAUAGCUGUGGCUGUUUCUGUGGAUUCUCUCCCAUCAUGGCCUUGGGAGUAUACUGCUUCCGCCGGCUACACCCCACCUUUUGCACUUACCUUGCUACUUUGACCAGACCUGUUUCAGAAGUUUCCAUGAAACCUGUGCAUGGAAGACAACAUGACCACAGGCAGUACUUAGCCUACCCAGCCGUGCCAGUUCGCCAGUUUGCAACCAAGAAAGCAAAAGCUAAAGGGAAAGGACAGCCUCAGGUGAGAGUGAACAUUAACACAACCUUGGUUGAGGACAUAAUCAACUUGGAAGAGGUGGAUGAAGAAAUGAAAUCUGUGAUGGAAGCACUCAAGGAUAAUUUCAAUAAGACUCUCAACAUAAGGACUGCACCAGGAUCCCUUGAUCAUAUUACUGUGGUAACUGCUGAUGGGAAGCUUGCUCUAAAUCACAUUGGCCAGAUCUCCAUGAAGUCACCACAGAUGAUUUUGGUGAAUAUGGCCAGUUUCCCAGAGUGUACAGCUGCAGCUAUCAAGGCUAUAAGAGAAAGUGGAAUGAAUCUGAACCCAGAAGUGGAAGGGACACUAAUUCGGGUACCUAUUCCUAAAGUAACCAGGGAACACAGAGAAAUGCUGGUAAAACUGGCCAAACAGAACACCAACAAGGCCAAAGAAAAUUUACGGAAGGUUCGCACUAAUGCAAUGAAUAAGCUGAAGAAAUCAAAGGACAAAGCCUCAGAGGACACCAUCAGGCUCAUAGAGAAACAGAUCAGCCAAAUGGCCGACGCCACAGUUGCAGAGCUUGACAGGCAUCUGGCAGCAAAGACCAAAGAACUCCUUGGAUGAAAGUCAGCAGUCACAUAUUCUGGUCAUCCCUUAGGUGACAAGCUGUCGCCUGCCACUCCCCUGUCCAUCUGUCAGAGGCUCUCACUGCUGUUCCUCCACAGAGGCCCUGCCGACUCACCGAAUCUCUUCCUUGUUUCCUCGCAUAGUGUUGUUCUGCUUGGAGUCUUCUGGUGUGACAGUUCAGAGGAUGUCUGCUGUGGCAGUGACCUUGACUCUGAUGUCACCACAGGACUGCUUCCUUUCAGACAGCCGUCGGACCCUGCCUCGUUUCUACCUCAUCUAGACUAAGUGGGCCUUCACCCUGACUGCUAAUGAUCAAACUUAAAUAAAUUAGAAAAAUAACAACUACAGAGGAAAGACAGAGUGGUGUGGGUGGGAGAGCCCCCAGAACCUCUUUAGAAAGCAAGCAAGAGCAGUGUCUGCUCUGGGCUGUCAUCACACAUGCUGCCCCACGAGGACUGUUCACUGUGGUGGCAUCAGUCUCACCCUCUGGGCAGUCUCUCUGCCUUCUGAUCUAGACCCCAUUUUGGGCUCACGGGCUCCUUGUAUUAAAUCUCUUUUUCUCCUCUGUUA
Messenger RNA from Peromyscus eremicus (cactus mouse), 1489 nucleotides. RefSeq names its product mitochondrial ribosome recycling factor (gene Mrrf). The coding region runs from base 128 to 916 and encodes 262 amino acids. Gene Ontology annotation, molecular function: ribosomal large subunit binding. Gene Ontology annotation, biological process: translation. The record is from RefSeq and is a predicted model, not a curated record. Gene Ontology annotation, cellular component: mitochondrion. NCBI's taxonomy places the organism in Eukaryota, Metazoa, Chordata, Mammalia, Rodentia, Cricetidae. The transcript is spliced from 7 exons.